GGCGCGCGGGCAGCGGAGCCAUGAGCCGCGGGCGGGCGGGCGGCGUGGCCGUGGCCGUGCCCGUGGUGCUGAACGUGGGCGGCACGCGGUACUCGCUGUCCCGCGAGGUGCUGAAGGACCUGCCGCUGCGGCGCCUGAGCCGCCUGCACGCCUGCCGCUCGGCGCGGGACGCGCUGGAGCUGUGCGACGACUACGACGGCGAGCGCAACGAGUACUUCUUCGACCGGCACGCCGAGGCCUUCGGCUUCCUGCUGCUCUACGUGCGCCACGGCCACUUGCGCUUCGCGCCGCACAUGUGCGAGCUCUCCUUCUACAACGAGAUGCUGUACUGGGGGCUGGACGGCUCGCACCUCGACUACUGCUGCCAGCGCCGCCUGGACGACCGCAUGUCCGACACCUACACCUUCUGCUCGGCCGAGGAGCAGCCCCCCGCCGGCCCGGACCCGAGCCCGGCCCCCGACGGCUGGCUGGACAGGAUGCGCCGCACCUUCGAGGAGCCCGCGUCCUCGCUGGCGGCGCAGAUCCUGGCCACCGUCUCCAUCCUCUUCGUCAUCGUGUCCAUGGUGGUUCUGUGCGCCAGCACGCUGCCCGACUGGCGGGCGGCCGAGAACCGCAGCGUGGAGGAGCACAGCAGGGACACAGCAGAGAUAAUUGAAGCUAUCUGCAUAGGCUGGUUCACUGCAGAAUGUAUUGUGAGGUUCAUCAUCUCCAAAAACAAGUGUGAGUUUGUCAAAAGACCCUUGAACGUCAUUGAUUUGCUGGCAAUCACUCCUUACUAUAUCUCUGUGCUAAUGACAGUUUUUACAGGGGAAAAUUCUCAGCUCCAGAGGGCAGGAGUCACUUUGAGGGUCCUUAGAAUGAUGAGGAUUUUUUGGGUGAUUAAACUUGCCCGACACUUCAUUGGUCUUCAAACGCUUGGUCUGACUCUGAAGCGUUGUUACAGAGAGAUGGUUAUGCUACUUGUAUUUAUCUGUGUUGCUAUGGCAAUUUUUAGUGCACUUUCCCAGCUCCUUGAAAAUGGACUGGACUUGGGAACAAAGAAUAAAGACUAUGCCAGCAUUCCUGCUGCCUGCUGGUGGGUAAUAAUUUCUAUGACCACAGUUGGUUAUGGCGACAUGUGCCCUAUCACCGUACCAGGAAGGAUUCUUGGUGGAAUUUGUGUGGUUAGUGGAAUUGUUUUAUUAGCCUUGCCAAUUACUUUCAUUUAUCAUAGCUUUGUGCAAUGUUAUCACGAGCUCAAGUUCCGAUCUGCUAGAUAUGGCAGGAGUCUCUCUGCUGAAUUCUUAAACUAAUGACUGCAUCUUCACCACAGAAUAGUACUAAUAGUACAAACGAAGCUUAUUCUUGGUAGAAGAAGGUGGUGGACACUCCCUUCAUGUGCCCUUCCUGCUGAAUGAUUUAAGGAAUAAUAUCAUCAACUUUGGAAAACAUCAGACACCAUUCAAACCUGAAGAAUGCCUACCUGCUUUGGGCCCACAGCAUGGAGCAGCAGGGGCAGUAGUGGUAUUGAGAUCUGAGGAACAGAAUAGAACAACAGUGGGUUUGGAAAGCUCUCAACCUUUCAUUUGGCUUUGCCCUCAUUUUGCAUUUCUAAACAACCACACACCAAAAAAAAAAAAAAAAAAACAAGGUCUUGCUAUAGAGACACAAAAGGGUCUACAACUCACUGGGAGUCACUGCUUCUUAGCACAUUUGUCUGAGCAGUGUAUAGCAGAAGUUGGUAAAAUAUUUCAAAAUCUGAAGGUCUUUUGACCUAGUUCUCAUAAGUAAUAUCCAGAAAACAUGGAAACAUUGUAGUGCAAAACUACUUUGACUCCUUCAAGCUAUGUGGUUGAGGGAAUAAUUUGGUCCUAUGAAAGAGGAAAUAUAUAAGUAGAGAGGCAAGCAGAGACUCAGGAUCUGAUUCUGAUCUCAUUUAAAGGCACUUAAAUCCACAGGAACAUGUGUUAAAUUACUUCGUAUAUACAGCGGGGUAAUUAAGAUAAGUAGCUGGCUUUAUAUUGUAGCAGAUGCUUAUUUUACUGCAGCUAGUGUUUCUCUGAUAAUAAGGUUUACAAUCAAACUAACACUGUACUUUGUAAAAAUGAGAGUAAAAUUCAGUCAUUGACUGUAUGUUCAAUGUACUGACUGUUAGCUCAAUGGGUGAGAGAGUGCAAAUUUUGCUAAGCACCACCACCAUGAGGCUAUAUGUCUAUGAGCCUUGAUUUUUUAAAAUUUUAUUAAGCACAUUUCUUACAUCAAUGUGAAAUAGUUUCCCCAAGAGAAAUGACAAGAGCCUAUCUUUUGAGACAUUUCAAAGUAAUCUGGAGAAAGCACUAGAAAACAGGAGUGCAUAUAAACGCACUACGCUGACUUAAAACAAGGUGACUUAACUAAGUCAACUUAACGGUUAAAUUGACUUAAUUUAUGCCAUGUUGGAGUGUACACAUGUAUAGCUCCUCGACAUGGUGGCAGCCACCUUGUGAGCUAAGUCAACUUAACUAAUGCGACUCAAGAUAAUACAACUUGUGUAUUAUCCUGCGCCACAUUUAAAUUGGACUCUGUUCCACAUACGUAUAUAUGCUCUGACAGUUAAGUUGACUUAAAAAAGUUAAGUUGGUGUAAAUGUCAGAAAGUUUGUACUGUAUAUGUGUACACUCCCCAGGAGAACAAUUAUCCCCUUUCAGGGACUGGUGCAGACGUCCUAAAUAAGGUGGGUAUUUUUUAGUUUUAAAUUCUCUGAUGAUCCUUAUUGAGGGAUCCACUGUGAAUUGAUGUAAUUUAAACAUAAGUUAAAAGAAAACCCUGUCAAGCAGUCUGGGUGAUAUAGAAAAGGAGUAUUCCAAACGGCUGGAAGUUGUGCUUGGCAAAAAGCACUGUAUUUUCCAAUGUCAGUAUGGGAUUCAGAGGAAUGAAGUUAGAUUCCAAAAUGUGUACACUAUGUUCCUUGUGUGUGUAGUAUUGCUUAUCUAUAACUCUGAAAGGCUUUAAUAUAUAACUAUGCUGUUAAACUUUAUAACACAUUUAGGUAUGGCUUCACAUAUUUAUGCAUUAAACAACACCCACAGGAAACAAAAAUUCUGAAUACAGUGGCUCAGAAUUACUAAUAUAUUUGAAUGUGAUAUUCUUGCCUGAAAAUUGUUGCAAAAUGUUUACUAGUACUCUACAAUAGAAGGAUAUUUUGAUGCUUUGUACACAUUUUUGUUACAGCUUUAGAAAUAAAGUGUCUGGCACCUAGAAACUGAAAUCUCCAGUUCUGCUCAUUCAAACUAAAAGUAUUAGUAUAAGCAUAUAACCAGUACUUGUAGAGUACGAACCUGAAAAGUUAGAGCUCUUAAGUGGGAUACUAGUAGCUUAUAAAGGAGAAAAGGUUAUUCUGCUAGUUAGUCAAUGAGAGAAGGGAACUGUCAAACAGCAAGAAGAUGUAAAGCCAUCUGAAAUAAAAAUCAGCUAUGCUCUUGA
Messenger RNA from Gavialis gangeticus (Gharial), 3441 nucleotides. RefSeq names its product potassium voltage-gated channel modifier subfamily G member 3 (gene KCNG3). Gene Ontology annotation, biological process: potassium ion transmembrane transport; protein homooligomerization. Bases 21 to 1292 code for a protein of 423 amino acids. The record is from RefSeq and is a predicted model, not a curated record. Gene Ontology annotation, cellular component: membrane; voltage-gated potassium channel complex. Gene Ontology annotation, molecular function: delayed rectifier potassium channel activity; protein binding. The transcript is spliced from 3 exons. Lineage: Eukaryota; Metazoa; Chordata; Crocodylia; Gavialidae.